AUGUUUGGCAUUUGGCCAACCGACAGCUCCCACUUCGAGGCAGAGAAGGAGGCUUUGAAGACGUACUUGCCAACUAUCUCCAAGGACACCGUCAAGGUUUUCACUGUUGGUUCCGAGGCUUUGUACAGAAACGACUUGUCCGCCUCCGACUUGGCCUCGGCUAUUCUGGACGUCAAGUCUUUGCUUGCUGACAUCAAGGACAAGAACGGUGACUCCUACAGCUCUGUCCCAGUCGGAACUGUGGACUCCUGGAAUGUCUUGGUUGACGGUGGCUCCAAGCCAGCCAUCGAAGCCGCCGACUUUGUUUUUGCCAACGCUUUCUCUUACUGGCAAGGACAAACCAUGCAAAAUGCUUCGUACUCUUUCUUUGACGACAUUAUGCAAGCUUUGCAAACCAUCCAAGGCAUCAAGGGUUCCACCGACAUUGACUUCUGGGUUGGUGAGACCGGCUGGCCUUCCGACGGUACCAACUACGAGUCCUCUUACCCAUCCGUUGACAAUGCCAAGCAAUUCUGGAAGGAAGCCAUCUGUGCCAUUAGAGCAUGGGGCAUUAACGUUUGUGUUUUCGAAGCUUUCGACGAGGCCUGGAAGCCAAACACUUCUGGUACUUCUGAUGUUGAGAAGCACUGGGGUGUUUACGAUGCUUCGAACAACUUGAAGUACUCUUUGGGUUGCUCUUUCUAA
Clavispora lusitaniae ATCC 42720 is the source of this 684-nucleotide messenger RNA. It is a transcript of the gene BGL2, whose product is annotated as glucan 1,3-beta-glucosidase. Gene Ontology annotation, molecular function: glucan endo-1,3-beta-D-glucosidase activity. The record is from RefSeq and is a predicted model, not a curated record. NCBI's taxonomy places the organism in Eukaryota, Fungi, Ascomycota, Pichiomycetes, Serinales, Metschnikowiaceae. Gene Ontology annotation, biological process: carbohydrate metabolic process; cell wall organization. Gene Ontology annotation, cellular component: cell surface; fungal-type cell wall; extracellular region.